Messenger RNA from Mytilinidion resinicola, 1764 nucleotides. RefSeq lists its product as uncharacterized. The annotation marks the transcript as partial. The transcript has 2 exons. The record is from RefSeq and is a predicted model, not a curated record. NCBI's taxonomy places the organism in Eukaryota, Fungi, Ascomycota, Dothideomycetes, Mytilinidiales, Mytilinidiaceae.
AGACCUGAGAUCAGUGCACCUAUUGUCACACUAGAGAUUCUGAGGCUGGAGUAUGUCACACCUGGCUACAUCUUCCUGGCGCCGUACCGCAAUAUUGACUCUGGGCCGUACAUCUACGACAACAACGGCCAAUUGAUAUGGUCUGGAGCAGCAACACAAGGAUCUUCCACUGCGCACAAUGUCCAAGUAUGCAAAUACAAGGGCAGCGACCAUCUUUGCUUCUUCCAAGGCCAUCAACACCAUGGAUAUGCGAGAGGACAUGGCGUUAUUAUGGACAACCGUUACCGCGUUGUCCAAACCGUCGAGGCAGCUGGAUCAGCUACGUCUACCGACAUGCACGAAUUCCGGCUCAUCAACGAUGGCAAGUCUGCUCUAGUCACCGUAUACUCACCACGCCAAUUCGAUUUGGCCGAAUUCGGGAUUGGGCCUGGCGUUGGCUGGAUCAUGGACGGUGUAUUCCAGGAAAUCGACGUCGAAACUGGAGACCUAAUCUUCGAAUGGAGAUCGCUGGACCACAUUGCACCAAGCUUCAGCUAUACCCUGGCUGGCUCCACGGAUACGAAUGGUGAUGGACUGACUGCCGAAACGCCGUGGGACUAUUUUCAUAUCAAUUCCAUCGACAAGAACGUAGAUGGAGAUUACCUGAUCUCUGCACGCCAUAUGGCUGCCGUCUACAAGAUCUCAGGCCAAAGCGGUCGUGUUCUGUGGGAGCUGAAUGGCGCGAACCCGACAUUCCGAAACGAGAACCUACACUUUUCGAGCCAGCAUCAUGCCUCGUGGGUGCACGAGAACCAAACCCACACGAUUCUCUCCAUGUUUGAUAAUGCGAGCAACGGACCGAAUAGAACCAAUUCCGAGUCGCGCGGGCUAAUCAUCGCAAUCAACCACGUUGAAAAGAAGGCCUCUAGAAUACGCCAAUGGCUAGCUCCCGAAAAAGAUGGUAACGGCAUCGUAGCCGCUUCUCAGGGGAAUCUACAAAUCCUUUCUCCCAACAACGUGUUCAUCGGAUGGGGCGACCAUGCAUAUUACUCGGAGCACCUCGAUUCUGGAGAAGCUGUCAUGUACGGCAAACUAGCUCAAUGGGGUUCAAAUGUUAAUAUUUAUCGCUGCAACAAGUUCCAAUGGAAAGCGCAACCUCUUAGCAAGCCCGCCAUAUGGUCAUAUUCUCUCAGCGGCACUGAUGAUAACGAUCUCGUGAUCUACACGUCCUGGAACGGUGCGACUGAAGUCCGGCGUUGGAAGUUCUACGUCUCAGACUCAUCCAAAGGACCGUGGGAGCUAGCGGGCACUAAGGACAAGUCUGGCUUUGAAACCGAGUACCACAUCCCGUACGCAAAGAUGUGGUCUUUCUCCGAAGCCCUUGACCAGAACCACAAGCCCCUCGCCCGAUCCUCAAUCUCAAAGACUUUCGUACCUUCAACGGGAAUCCGCGAUCUCUGCGACAAACGACAUUGCAAGCCUGUGCCUCCACUAGACAAAGGCGAAGAGUUCGAGAAACUCAUUCCAAAGGUUAGCAACCGCGGCGCAAACUACACUCGAGGCUACGACACGUCGAUAUACUACCUCGAUGUGUUGCUGCCGAACAUGAAGCUUGUAGGGCUAGGCUGGCCUGCAGCCCUAGUGGUGUUUGCAGUGGCGGGAUUCGUGUUGCUCUUUUUCAGACACACAGCGCGAAAGAGCGUUAGAAGGGCGCACGAAUUCGUGCAGACGCAGGUAGUGAGGAGCCCAGUAAUGGGAAGCUAUAUGAAAGUAGAAGAGGCUUGA